AUGGAUGUGGUGGGAGAAAAUGAGGCCUUGCAGCAGUUCUUUGAAGGGCAAGAUGUCCAUGGAGCCUUGGAGAAUCCCAUGGUGGAUACAAGUAUGUUGGAAGAAUUCAUCAGUAGUGAUGCAGAGUUUGGAACUUUGCAAAGCCAGUUGCCAGACUCCCCACCGGACUCUGGAUCGGAACUGUGUUCUCCGCCACAGCUCCAGACCCCGUGGUAUGACACUACAUGGCCCGGUGGGCUGCAGCCUCCAUUCCCAUACCCGUCUGCUGUGGCACCCAGCAAGCUUCCCUGCAGGUUCAUGGACACUUACUCAGACCCCAGUGCCAGUGGGCAUCCCUCCACCAUCCCCCAAGGCUGCUGCCUGAAAACAGAAAAUGCUGUGACUCCGUGGAAUAAUUCUACAUCGUCCAGCAGUUUGAGUUUUAAUUCUUCAUACCUUCAGCCGAGUGCACCUCAUAUUUCUGGUAUUUCUGCAGCAUCAGGCAAAAAGAGGAAGCUUUCACAAUUACUGGGAGAUGCCACUGAUUCUCCAGUCUUGUCUCAGGACUCCAGACAAGCAACUGUUAAGGACUGUGCAGCUGAAGUGCAAGAAUAUGACAGUGAUGGACAGAAUGCAGCUUUGGAAAAAUGCUGUCAAGCUCUAACAUGGCAACCAUAUCAAAUUUCUCAGUGGAACAGCUUAUUUAACUCUAAUUAUGAAAAACUACCUGCUGUAGGAUAUCACAUUGUCACAGAUAAAGGAUUUAAUUUUUCAACAACAGAUGAUGCCUUUGUGUGCCAGAAGAAGAAUCAUUUCCAAAUCACAGUCCAUAUUAGAAUCACUGGACAUCCAAAAUAUGUCAAAACUCAGCUGGGGGGGAAACCAAUAGAAAAGUUUUACUUGAAAGCUUUUGGAAUAAAGGUGGAAGCUCCAAAUCAAACAAUUGCUAUUGAACAGUCUCAGUCAGAUCGAAGCAAAAAAACUUUCUAUCCUGUUAAAGUUGAUCUGCCAGGGGACCAGAUAACUAAAGUAACACUGGGAAGGCUGCAUUUCAGUGAAACAACAGCAAAUAAUAUGAGAAAAAAGGGGAAACCUAAUCCUGACCAGAGAUACUUCAUGCUGGUAGUUGGACUGUAUGCUGUCUCUCAGGACCAAUUCUACCUACUGUCUGCAAAUGUCUCUGAAAAGAUCAUUGUGAGGGCAUCUAACCCAGGGCAGUUUGAGAAUGACAGUGAUGUACUGUGGCAGCGAGGACAUGUUCCAGAGACGAUAGUCUAUCACGGUCGAGUAGGAAUUAACACAGAUGCACCAGAUGAAGCUCUGGUUGUCUGCGGAAAUGCAAAAGUUAUGGGCAGAGUCAUGCAUCCAUCUGACAGCCGAGCAAAACAGAAUAUCCGGGAGGUCGAUACGAAUGAGCAGUUGAGAAGAAUUACACAAAUGAGGCUGGUGGAGUAUGACUACAAGCCUGAAUUUGCAUCUGUUAUGGGAAUUAAAAAUACCCACGAAACAGGCAUAAUAGCCCAGGAAGUGAAGGAGCUUUUACCUCAAGCUGUUAGAGAAGUUGGAGAUGUUGCUUGUAAUGAUGGAGAAAAAAUAGAGAAGUUCCUCAUGGUUGACAAGGAUCAGCUCUUUAUGGAGAACGUUGGUGCUGUAAAGCAGCUUUGUAAACUAACAAACAAUCUUGAAGUAAGAAUAGAAGAAUUAGAACAGUGGAAUAGGAAACUGUCCAGGCUGAAACGGAUGAGCAGUUUAAAGUCAACAGUCAGUGAAGAGAGCAAAGUGAGCAGGUAUAGUCGAGCUACUAGUCUUUUGCCAUCAAAAAAAUCAGUCCGGCUAAAAUCCAGCAAGGUCUGUUUGUCAAAGUCAAAAGAGGCUUGCUCCAUGAAGAUUUUCCGUGUGACCAUAAUAGCUUUGAUUGCUAUUAUGGCACUAUGUGCUUUGACAAUAUCAACCUUAUAUUUACUUAGCAUUCAUGACAGACAUUUUGAAAAGCAUCUGAUUUACAGCAGUACGUCAAGUUCUGUUCUACUCUCUCCCCCUACCACUACAGCAGCAUUGCAGGGGGAAAGCACAAUUUCUCAGAGCACGCAACCCAUCAGCAGGAUCCCUGAAGUGAAUUUCUGUGACAUUUUGCUUUGUGACAAGGUCUAUUGUUGUCCAAUUCAUCAAGCAAAAGUCAAAUCUCUAAGUUUCGAGAAAACCAAUGCAAAAGAGAAACCAAACAGAAGAGACAUGUUACCUGAACAAGAUCCAGUUAAAAAAUCUAAUGGAAGACCUGAUCUUGGAAACGACUGGAUUGAUACCACAAUCAGUUCCAUACAGAUUUUGGAAACCCAGCAAAGCAUUGACAAUCGCUAUUGUAGUAAAAAUCUACAGUGCAGGUCUGGAAAUUAUAGCUAUGUUAUUCCUGUUAACAAAUACACACCCAUGGAUGUAAAAAUCUCACUGGAAAUAAAUACCACGGAACCAUUAAUUGUAUUUCUCUGCAAAGUCACAUUUGGAAAUUAUUGCUCCCAUUUUUCUUCAAGCCAAAGCACUAGGAAGGAUUUCCUAGAAACUACACAGGGACGUCAGCAUAUUUGGACUCUCCCUGUAGCUAAAUUGUAUGACAGCGCAUACUAUUUCCGUGUAGCUGCACCGGGUUUUGCAGGAUGCUCGACAGAUCCUUAUUUUGCUGGAAUGUUUUUUACUGAUUACUACUUCUAUUUUUAUCGGCAGUGUAACUAAAAUGUUGCUGAUCAUUCUGUUCUUUGGGGAAAAUAUGAAGAAGCCCUUGAUAUGCAAAAGAGACUUGUGAAUGGCCCUGGAUAUUUUUUUUAAACCUCUUGCUGAAUUGUAUGGCACUUUCUUGUUUGUUUCACUUUUAAAUUAAUGAAAAGGAGAAUAAAGACUUUGACAACUGUAGCUUUGCAUUUCCAGGAACUGUUUCGAAAAGAACAUGAGGCAAUUAAGUAUAUGAUGUGUAACUAAAAUAAUCCCACUGAUCAUAGUGAAGUUAUGGUAUUGUAUGUAUAGCAGAUGAGAACAAAUGGGUAGGAGCUCUGCUGAGCUGGGAUACACUCCAGUCCUCAGAAGAUGGUAAGAUAAUAAAAUGUUAUUUGCAGUCAGGAGACCUGCUUCCGUCCUAAAGGCAUAUACCUUCCCUUAGUAUCUGCUGCCCUUUAUUUAUAUAUAAAUUUUUUUUUUUUUUUGCUAACAAAACCAA
This is a messenger RNA of Athene cunicularia (burrowing owl), 3184 nucleotides long. RefSeq names its product myelin regulatory factor like (gene MYRFL). The transcript is spliced from 25 exons. Lineage: Eukaryota; Metazoa; Chordata; Aves; Strigiformes; Strigidae. The record is from RefSeq and is a predicted model, not a curated record. Gene Ontology annotation, cellular component: endoplasmic reticulum membrane; nucleus. Gene Ontology annotation, biological process: protein autoprocessing; positive regulation of DNA-templated transcription. Gene Ontology annotation, molecular function: DNA-binding transcription factor activity; sequence-specific DNA binding. The coding region runs from base 1 to 2706 and encodes 901 amino acids.